This is a messenger RNA of Notothenia coriiceps (black rockcod), 1569 nucleotides long. It is a transcript of the gene rorc, whose product is annotated as RAR-related orphan receptor C. Gene Ontology annotation, cellular component: nucleus. Gene Ontology annotation, molecular function: RNA polymerase II cis-regulatory region sequence-specific DNA binding; zinc ion binding; nuclear receptor activity. The transcript has 12 exons. Gene Ontology annotation, biological process: regulation of transcription by RNA polymerase II. The coding region runs from base 241 to 1569 and encodes 442 amino acids. The record is from RefSeq and is a predicted model, not a curated record. Lineage: Eukaryota; Metazoa; Chordata; Actinopteri; Perciformes; Nototheniidae.
GCGCUGGGAGGGGGAGGCCGGGGCGCGCGGCUUGUGAACGGCCGGCCGGUCCAGCUGCACUCUCCCCUCUGCUGCUGCUGCCUCGGGGGGAAUUAGAUUAUUUCAAAAAUAACCACACAUGAGGAGGUGUACUUUCGAACAAAAAGGGAGGCUGACAGAGAGGGGUAACAAGAUGACGACCGAGUUCUGGGUCCCACUGUAAGGACAGGAAGGAGGCGAGAUGGCAGUGCAUGUUUUCAAAUGCCUGCGCCGGCCCGGGCGCUAGAGCAACCAACAGAGAGGAGAGUGUGUAGGACCACCCAGUGUUUUGACAGGAGAGUUAUGGAAUAUGAGGAGCUCGACGUGCCCCCCACUGACAGCCCCAUCAAAAGAGAAGGAGUCGUGUCCAAGAAGACUCAUUUGACCCAGAUUGAAAUUAUUCCCUGUAAGAUCUGUGGGGAUAAGUCCUCUGGAGUCCAUUAUGGAGUCAUCACUUGUGAAGGCUGCAAGGGGUUCUUCCGGCGUAGCCAGCUGCCCACUGUCUCCUACUCCUGCUCCAGGCAGAACAACUGUCAGAUCGACCGGGCCAGCCGCAACCGCUGCCAACACUGCCGCCUGCAGAAGUGCUUGGCACAGGGCAUGAGCAGAGAUGCUGUGAAAUUCGGGCGGAUGUCCAAACGUCAGCGGGACUCUCUGAUAGCUGAAGUGGAGCGGCACCGGCAGCAGCAGCAGCAGCAGCAGCAGCUCCAGGAAGACGCCCCGUCUCUCUUGUCCUUCGCCACCAAGGCCCGUCCAGACCGCUCAGCGCAGCUCCUUCAGCCCAUGGCCUCCGCCUACUCCUUCAGCGGGGAUCCCGAGCUGCUGUCCUACACCGCUGAUGUCCACCCUUACCUGCUGUGCUCACCCAACGAGUCCCAGGUGUCUGGUAUGAUCUACCGAGGCUCCGCUGUGUCCCCCACCUUGAGAUCCCAGGGGAGGGGAGACAACAGCGGACACCCUGAGAUAAGAGGAUUUGACUCCAGACAGCCGCCUCAUGAUCUGGUGGCGAUUCACCCCUACAGCCCUCUGGAGGAUCCUUACAGCAUCUAUCCUCACUCUCUGAGAAACGUCGAUGAGCUGUGUGCCAGCAUCGUGCGCUCCCACAGAGAGACCACUCAGUACAGGUUGGAGGAGCUGCAGGCUCUCAGAUGGAAAGUGCUCAGCAGAGAGGAGAUCCAAGUCUACCAGAGCAAAUCGGUGGAUGAGAUGUGGCAGCACUGUGCCAUCCGACUGACUGAUGCCGUGCAGUACGUGGUGGAGUUUGCAAAACACAUCCCAGGUUUUCGUAUGCUCAGCCAGAACGACCAGAUUGCUCUCCUGAAGACCGGCUCCAUGGAGGUGGUUCUAGUCCGGAUGUGUCGCUACUUCAACACAGAGAACAACACCGUCUUUUUCGAUGGGAAAUUUGCUGGACUUGAAGUCUUCAAGUCUCUGGCAUGUGGUGAUUUAAUCACAGCAGUGUUUGACUUCGCUCAUGAUAUGUGUGCUCUAAAGCUCACUGAGCAGCAGAUCGCUCUCUUCAGUGCUCUGGUGCUGAUCAACACAGAUUAA